This is a messenger RNA of Thermothielavioides terrestris NRRL 8126, 844 nucleotides long. RefSeq lists its product as uncharacterized. The transcript is spliced from 2 exons. Gene Ontology annotation, molecular function: acyltransferase activity, transferring groups other than amino-acyl groups. The record is from RefSeq and is a predicted model, not a curated record. NCBI's taxonomy places the organism in Eukaryota, Fungi, Ascomycota, Sordariomycetes, Sordariales, Chaetomiaceae. Bases 109 to 672 code for a protein of 187 amino acids.
CCCGACGGGGCUCCCUUCCCGCUCAUUGACAGCUCUCUCACAGACAAGUUGCCGCGAACCGCCCAAGGCCCGCACAAGGACGACCCGGAGAGGGCCGGCACCAGGAAAAUGGCCUCCAUAACCCACGUCUUCUCGCAGGAGCAGCACGGCCACCUGGUCCCGUACAUCGCGGCCCUCCAUGCGUCUUGCAUAACCCUGGACCACAUGGUCGGGCCCUUCCUGCCGCCGCUGACCAACGAGAAGCUGCUGCCGUGGUGGAAGGAGCGCCUCGCCGAGGCGAACAACGGCACGCGCAUCAUCGUGCUGCUGCUGCCCGAGCUCAGCCUCGGCAAGAAGCCGCAGGGCACCGACCUGCGCGGCCUGGCCAUGCUCAAGCUGUCCGAGUCCGAGACGGGCUCGUUCCGCGGCCACAUCGACGCCGUGCUGGUCGAUCGGAGGCACCGGCGCCAGGGAGGCGCCAAGGCGCUGGUGGCCGCGCUGGAGUAUGAGGCCGCGAAGAGGGGGCGCUCGUUGUUGCUCGUCGACACCGAGACGGGCAGCGUGGCCGAGGCGGCCUUCAAGAAAUUCGGCUACAUUGAGAUUGGCAAGGUGCCGCACUUCAGCCGCGCCCUGCCCAGCGGCAAGAAGGGCGAGACCUUCUUCUAUAAGGAGUUCCUCCCUUCGUCGUCAUAGACCAUGUGCGCAGGACGGCAUACUUCUAUCUUCUUGUUUUCAUUUGUCGGGCGCUGGUGUUGGCUGGUUAUCUAGAUGGACGAGGCCCACGCCUCGGGUGGAUUUUGCUUUCUGCCUGUUGUUUCGGGUUGGAUUUGAGGAGUUCGACUGCAGCAAACUUGGACAUCUGGGA